AAUGAUUCUAUGAGAAAUAUGAGAAAUUUAUUCUACGCUUUUCUUUCUUCUUUUUGCUACUCUUUUUGCUUUUAUUAUUUGUUGUCUACAUAUUCAUUGCAACGGAAUCAUGUCUGGUACUACUCAAAAUUGUCAUGUUCUCGCUGAUUUCAGCAUUAUUCCUAUGGGUGCCGGAACUAAUACCACAAAGUACAUAGUCGAGUGUCAAAAGGUUUUGCUAGAUUCUGGCUUGAACUUUAACUUGCACGCCAAUGGAACCAACUUAGAGGGUAACUAUGAUCAGGUGAUGUGUGCUGUUCGUAAGUGUAUUGACAAAAUGCACGAAAUGGGUGCUCCUCGUUGCGACACUAAUAUUCGUCUUAACACUCGUACCGAUAAGAGCGUCACUAUGCAAGACAGUAUUCGUGUCGUUACUGAUAAGAUCGCUGCAGAGACUAAUGCUAAUGUCUAGAGAAACAAUUUUUUAAGAUCGUGAUGAAUGAUUAUUUUUUCAAUAAUUUAGUUUUUUCAUUUUAGGAUUGUAUAUAUUGUUCAUAAUCGCAAUUUUUGAUACACAAAUUAAAGAUCAAAUAAAGCUUUUUAUCAAAAAAAUUUCGGAUUUUCCGAGAUUCA
Molecule: messenger RNA, 612 nt
Organism: Rhizophagus irregularis DAOM 181602=DAOM 197198
Lineage: Eukaryota; Fungi; Glomeromycota; Glomeromycetes; Glomerales; Glomeraceae
Cellular component (GO): cytosol
Source: RefSeq, a predicted model, not a curated record